AUGCAAUCAGUAUCGAAGCGCGACAAGAAGCGCGCCCAGGACCGCAAUGCGCAGCGGGCGGCACGUCAACGCACCAGGAACAGGCUUGAACAGCUCGAGGAAACCAUCGCGCGCAUGCAGAGGGAUGGCGACCGACACCUGGAGGCUGAAGUGGAGCGCAUGCGCAAAGAACGGGACCACCUUGGGAAACUAGCUGAUCAGAUGGUUGCCAUCGCAGGCGCAGUCAAGACGACGGUGAGCCACAAUGAAACUGGGCUUAUGGACCAUCUUUUCGACAACUACGAGGCUCUUCGCUCCGAUUCGGCGACGGCGACGGCGUCGGAGCUCGACGACACGCAUGUUAUACUUAAUGGUAUCCUGAACGGCUGGGACAUGCCCGUUGCAAGCCACGAGGAGCCCAUGCGCCGGUUAAUGGCCCAGCUACACCGCCACUUCAUGACCCAGCGCCCAAUGGCCAGGCCCGUGGACCAGCUCGCCGUCUUGUGGCUGGUCCAAUUGUCCGUGCUGUUUCUUCUCGGCGACAGCCAUUCGAGCCAGAUACCGGGCUGGCUGCUGCCCGUUCCGACCCAAACGUGCAUUCCGCAUCUCGUCUCAGUAGACAUGUUGCCAUGGCCCAAGCUGCGCGCCUUCUUGCUAUCGAAGCAAACGCACAACGAUGCUGCGAGUCCCGAGUCUCAGCGCUGCGAGUCAUUCGCCAUCAAAACCCUGCGUCAUCUCUACUUCCAACCUACAAUCAACUUCGAAGAGGCCUACGUCGCUCAUGCUGUAGCCUCGGAACCCGAGUGCUGCCAGCCGCGCAGGAGCCGUCUCGCGAUAAGCCCUCGCUUUCGGCAGCUGUUCUUCCAGCCCGACUGCAGCCCCUUCGCCGUCGAUCCGGCUCUACCCCACGAGUUCCCAGAGGUACGCGGCCUAGUGCCCGAGUACCAAAUGCCAGCAACGGCGGAGACAAAGGUGCCUACAGUAUCCGUACUGCGGCCCAGCCUCUUCUCACCGCUAGCUAGUGGCCCUGGUAACCACUCAGAACCGCUGAUUUCUACGAGAACAACAACAAGAUCUAAUGCCGACGGCUCGCCAUACCUUACGAACAACCAUAGGCAUGGAUCCAAUACCCCACCGCAGCUGACAUACCCCGACCAAACUCAUCAGCACCCGUCCGGCGCCGCCGCCGAUGCUAUUACGGCAGAUCUCUUCGACGAGACCUUGGAUUUACCGGCUUUAGAUGCUGCGGGGUAUUACACGCUCGCAGGACUCCCACAUGCCACCACGCCGAGCCUUCAGAGCGGCGAUCUUGGACUGGAUUUGUUGAAUGAUGGUGGACCCCACUAACAACUUGUCUUUUCAAUCAUGUAACGGCAAUAAUAAGCAGCUCGGAGAUGCAGUGCAGAAUGUCUCCUAGGGGAGAUGAAACAUAAUGCCAGCAAUAGCAAGACUGUUGUAGUUUUUGACACAUUGGACAUUUCCGGGAAAAGUUACAAGACGGCCUCUCUUACUUCACAUAAAACUCCAGAUUCCUAAUACGUCUUUGUCCCAAAAAGUGCCCAAC
Molecule: messenger RNA, 1543 nt
Organism: Aplosporella prunicola CBS 121167
Lineage: Eukaryota; Fungi; Ascomycota; Dothideomycetes; Botryosphaeriales; Aplosporellaceae
Exons: 4
Coding region: 1-1326 (441 amino acids)
Source: RefSeq, a predicted model, not a curated record